This is a messenger RNA of Betta splendens (Siamese fighting fish), 3244 nucleotides long. It is a transcript of the gene elp4, whose product is annotated as elongator acetyltransferase complex subunit 4. The transcript has 11 exons. The record is from RefSeq and is a predicted model, not a curated record. Gene Ontology annotation, biological process: tRNA wobble uridine modification. The coding region runs from base 630 to 1613 and encodes 327 amino acids. Gene Ontology annotation, cellular component: transcription elongation factor complex; elongator holoenzyme complex; cytoplasm. Lineage: Eukaryota; Metazoa; Chordata; Actinopteri; Anabantiformes; Osphronemidae.
GAAAACAAGGAGCAAGUUAAUCUCCAUACCUGGCACCAGACCUUCGGUUCAAAACGGGCAGCUCUUAGUUUCCACCGGUGUCACGUCUCUCGACUAUCUCCUUGGUGGUGGAUUAGCUGUUGGAACGGUACUUCUUGUAGCUUUAGCAGAUAUGAUUCAGGACUCCUGCUCUCCCACUCCCCUGUGUAAAGGCAAAUGAAGCUGAGGCGUUUCCCUCCUGUUACCAGACCUUAGUCCGAAUAAGCAAAAAAGAAGAAAAAAAUCAUCCCAUGACUGGCUAGAGUGACUGAUCUACCUCAAAGAUAUGACCGCCCCCCCACCCCCUGUUGCUUCUAUACCCCACCACCUCCUGCCCACCCCCUCUCCUUACCCCCCACCUCAACAGCCUAAUGACUCCUGGAGGUUCCAUUUGUAAGGCUCCCAUAGAAACACAACCACAAUAGGCCCCAUCUUGAGAGGGCCCAUCUGGGAGUCUUUGUGGGGCCUGCUGAAAGCCACAAAGGCCUGCUGACCUAGAAACCCAUCAAUAAGAGAACAGGGAGCCCCACCGACAACAAAUUGAAGAGCCAUGGAAUUUCCUGAGCCAUCCUAAGUCCGUAGAGGAGGACCGAUAUGAUAGCUACUCUCGUAUGAUCUUAAAGUACUUCCUCUCGGAAGGAGUGGUGUGUCGACAUGAACUUUUUGUGGCUACAGCUCAGGAUGACCCAGAUGACAUCUUACAGGAACUCCCAGCUCCCAUCUUGGAUGAUGUUGCCAUACACAAGCCGCUGGAGCAGCCCUUGCUCUCUUGUGAACCUUCGAAUAGUUUGGAUGCCAUGAAGAUUGCCUGGCGCUAUCAAAAUCUUCCAAAAGUUCAGAGUGCCCUAGCAUCUUCGUCCCGGUUCGGGCACUACUAUGACGUCUCUAAGACAAUGGAGCCAGAAAUCCGCCAAGCAGCCAAGUGCCAUCGCUUCUACCUUCCAGAACAUCCCACCCUGUCAUCACCCACGCACAGUCCCGUGCUUGAGUCCUACUCUGCACUGUUGAAGUCACUUCAAGACAUCAUACACAAAGAGGGUUUUGAUGUAGCUGCACCCAUGUCAAGGCCCCGUAACAUCUUGCGCAUUGGGCUCCACUCCCUUGGCUCUGCUCUUUGGGGUGACGACCUGACUUGCCAUGAUAACCCUGCACACCGCCAUGCCCUAACCACCUUUCUCUACGGACUCCGUGCUUUGCUGAGGUCAUCACUCGCCGUUGCAGUGGUUACUGUAUCUUCACAUCUCAUCCAGGACAGAGCUCUAAUGGGCAGCAUAACCAGGCUAUGUGACAAUGCCAUAGCCCUGGAAUCAUUCAAAGGCUCUGAGAGAGAGACCAACCCACUCUACAAAGAUUACCAUGGCCUCCUACAUGUACGUCAGGUACCUCACCUGAACUGUCUGGCAAGUCAGCUCCCUGACCACAAGGACCUGGCUUUUAAGCUCAAGAGAAAACAGUUCACUAUUGAGAGACUGCAUUUGCCUCCAGACUUGUCCGAGACAGUGAGUCGUGUGAGCAGGGGGGAGCAGGCGGGAGCGGCCGCCGUGGCUUCAGCUUGUGGCUCCGGCACUUCCGGCAACAAACACCUGGACUUCUAGUGCUCUCACACAAACGCCACGGGCAAUCAACACCUGGAAAGCUACAGCGUUGCCCUCUUUACGGCGAUGACCAGGAGGUUUCCUCACCCACAUAAUGUCAACCACGAUAAGCCUGCCAGCCAUUACCACCUGCCAACUGUCCCAGCCAGGGGUGAAGACCUAAAAAUCCACAGAACGUGUCCUCACAGCCGACAGCCGAAGUCAUUCUACAUUUCAAGUACUUUUUAUGCAAAGAUUCAGAUAUGUCAUCAAAAACAUUGUUAAUCUUAUUGACCAGGUUUAAACCAAUGUGAACCCUCUGAUAGUCAUACAUUAAGGCUAAGAUGAAUUAUUAUUUUAGAUGUUGAUUGUAUUUUCUUUGUCUCUUCCUCUGGGUAUGCUGUUUACAUGUUAAGUGUAAUCAUGAAAUAUUUUUAAGCCCUUACCGACUCUCAGUCUUAGCAAACCUUAAAUAAUUGAAGUGCAUUCUCUGAACCUCAGGGCUUGCUUUACAAAGCACAUGGCUAAUCCUGCAUCCAGUAGCCCCACGUUCAACCGGCUGAAAGUUCUGCUUUAUUUUCUAGUGUGAUGCAGCGAGUUCUGCUUUAAUUUAUUUAAAUAAAAACACAUGAAAUGCACUGCACUUCAUCAUAUGCUCUUUAAUCCGUUUUUUCUUUGCAGAGUCUCAUCUGUGAGAGGAUGUGAAGUAAGUACGCUCUGAAUAAUUGAUCUCUGCUGUGCCGUCCUGGUCUCAGGUUUGAAUGGGGGUGUCUCGGUCUUACCCCGAGACUGCGCCGGUGUAUGGCGUCUACCUCCAGCGAACUGGGGAGCGGAGCAGGAAUGUGGGCAGAGGCUAGGAGAGCUGGCUUUGGGUGCAGGCUUCACACCUCAUCAGGCAUGUUUGCUGGAUGAGCUGCUUUGCCAUGACAAGCCCAAAAGAACAAAUUAGGUCAAAUGGUGACACGGAGAAACACAAAAAAAAAACACAUGAAAAAUUAAAUGUUUCAUCUUUGUUUUCCACAGUGCGCUGCUGAUGCCAGUUUGAGUAGCUUUGCCCGUAAAAACUGGCAGUAUUGGUAACUAUUUGCAACAUGUGUUGGGAGAAGGUAGUGUUACCUGACAGUUUCAUGCAUGAAUGGAGGGCUUUUUUAUCGGGUGUGUGAGAGGAAGAUGACGUACACAGGUCAUUUCUACAGGUGAACGAAAACUUGUAUUGUCAAGAUCAAGCUGUUUUCCUAGUAACUGUUUCUGACCUGACAUAUUCAGAGUAUUAAGGUUUUGAGGGGGAGGGAGAGUAAACUUUAACACAUUUACUGCCGUACUGCAGCAUGUCUGUGUCUCAAGGUCGCACUUAGUCCAGUAAGGAAGUUUUAAAACCAUCAGACAAGUUUCAGUAAUUAUAAAGAGAGAGUCUUCACAAGAACAGUUUACUGAGGAGGAGCCGGUACGUACAUUAGACCCAGCUUCAGGUUUAAUUUACAUAUAUACUGUAUGUGCCAUACAACAUUUCUAAAAAAUACACAACAUUUAUAAUCAGCAGUGAGUGGACCUGUCAGUUUUCCCUUUUUACGUAAAGGUUUCUGAACGUGGCAUGAGAGUGGGUCAUAAUUAGCCUGAGUUGUAUCUCUAAUAAAUUUGACUUAGCAAUUCAA